Molecule: messenger RNA, 834 nt
Organism: Ostertagia ostertagi
Lineage: Eukaryota; Metazoa; Nematoda; Chromadorea; Rhabditida; Trichostrongylidae
Source: the annotation of a GenBank genome assembly
AUGAGGAGUUGCUGGCCGAAUCGAGGAAACUUCGCCAACUCGAUGCGAACAAAGCUCAACGCGGACAGGUUCAGAGUCGACUUCCAGGGUCACACAAAGGCCGGCGAUCCAACGGACAACGCAGCCGACAGACUCUUCACUAAUGUGGAUGGUAGUCUCCUCACAAAAACAAUCUAUCAGCAAUUUUUGGCGCUCACCGACAACUUCUAUCGAGAGACCGGUAGAGCUGAACCCCGUGUAUCAAAGCAAGAGGAGGAGCGAGAAACGAUGGCUUUCCUGUCUACAGUUCUCAAGUCGGCACCCAUGAAAGAGGUGUAUGAAUUCCUGAAUAAAAAAAGGCAUCCGUUCGCCGCUAAUCCCGCCGUGUUCGGUAAAUGGCUCUACCAGCUCUGGUUCAUGCACUACUCUCGCGCUCGUGGAGUGGCCGACUCGUCCGGUUUUGAGCACGUCUUUAUUGGCGAGGAGAAGAACAAAGAGGUUUCUGGAUUACAUAACUGGGUUCGAUUCUACACACUUGAGAGGAACGCCACCGAAAACUUCGACUACAAAGGAUUCAUUGUGAAACGCGGAUACGUCAUGGCCUCGUUGAAGUUCACCUGGAGAGGUGAUAUGAAGAAAUCAGGGUCGAUAAUGAUCGGUACAUCUCCUGAGUUCGAUAUGGCACUCUACACGUUGUGCUUCCUCUCUCGACGCGGUAACCAGCAAUGCGAGGUUGAACUUGAUGGAUGCCCCAUGGGUGUCACCAGCUACGAGUUGAUUCAGAACGGCAAGGUCUACAUUGGAACUAUUUAUCCAACUGCAGGAGCUCCCAGCAAUCAAUGCGGCCGCCAGUAG